AUGGAAUCAGAGCCAAUUGAAGUGGCAGCCCUAGGAAGACCUCUUUAUCCUGGAAUGCUUUAUGACUGCCGCAGGGAUUCCUUCAUUCCAGGUGUUACUCUGUGGAAUAAGAAUUCCUUGUGUGAAGAUUUGGACUCUCGCCCACAGCUCCUGACAGAUUUGAAGUUCAGUAGCUCUGACUCUCUCUCUAGUAAGUCGAGUCUCCUGGAUGUAAAUGCUUCCGUGAAAGCCAGCUUCAUUGGGGGGCUGGUGGAGGUGGGAGGAUCUGCCAAGUAUCUGCAUGACACCAAAUCCUCAAGCCAGCAGUCCAGAGUAACAAUAUUUUACAAAGAAACCUCUAGAUUUGAACAGCUUACUAUGACCCAGCUCGGCCAGAUCACCUAUCCUCAGGUGUUUGAGCAGAAAACUGCAACACAUGUGGUCACGGCUGUACUGUACGGAGCUCAGGCUUUCAUGGUAUUUGAUCGGACGCAUUCCCAAGAUGAAAACAAGCAGGAGAUUGAGGGAGAACUAAAUAUUAUGGUCAAGAAAAUCCCUUUGUUUUCAAUUGAAGGAAAAGGAGCUGUACAAAUGACAGAGAAUGAAAGUCAAAGGGCUGAAAAUAUUAGCUGUACAUUUCAUGGUGACUUCCAUCUUGAGCAAAACCCCACUACAUACAUUGAGGCCGUGAAUUUGUACAAGCAGCUCCCCACUAUGUUAAAGGAGAAUCCACAGAAUGCGGUUCCAAUAAAAGUCUGGCUAUAUCCUCUUCAUUUGUUGGAUAACAAUGCAGCUCAGUUGGAGAGAGAGAUCAGCACAAGUCUGGUUUCCAUCACUGAAAAUGUAAUGGAGGCUCUGGAAGAGGCAGAGAGGACAUGCAAUGACCUGUCCAGAAAUGCAGUGGUGAAUGUUUUCCGUGAUAUCAAAGAGAGGCUGUGUUUAUUUCAGGACUUAUUUGGUAUUUACAAGAUGAUGCUCUUAAAAGCAGUGGCAAACGUCUUGCCCGCCAUUCGAGAUGGACGAAUGGAGGAGAAAUCACUGGAAGACAUAUUGGAGACCCAUAGCAGCUCCCCUUUUAAUUCUAGCAUGCUUAACCACUGGUUAGAUGACGCAAAGUCUGAACUUCACCUACUGAGUUUUCAAACCAAGAUGCCGAAGGGGGUCACAAUUGAAGACUCAGACGGCCUCAACUCCAUCCUGCUUGAUCCUGAUAUUGAUAUUGUGGUGUGCUUGACCUUCACAUCUCUGCAGCAGGAAGACCAGUAUCUUUUGACCCUCAAGGAGUUCCUGAAAUCUGACCCGUUUAAAAAGUUAGAUGAACAGGGCAAGAUGGUUUCUUUGGCAUCUGUCAAAAAAUGGUUCAGAGAUCCUAAUGUCAUAGUAAAGAUGAGAGAGAGCAUAUCUCAUUUCAGGAGCUUGUCAGAAAACAAUGCAGAUAGAAAAAGAAUCCGCUUCAUUAUUUCUGCCAUUUCCGAUCCCUCCAGUCGAGGCAUGGCCAUCUAUCUGUAUGAAAAAGGGAAACUGACCUGCACACAGUGGAAGUUCACAUCCCUGACCCCACCGAUAGUAAAAAAUGUCCAGGACAAAACAGUGGCCUUGAAACUGCAGAAGUUCCCAAAUGGAGAAGUAGUGCAGUACAGAGUGGAGUACAGAGAGGUAAAAUCUGGAGCUGAGGAAGAGUGGCUUGUCAAAAACACAGUUAAUGAAGACUUCACUCUGACUGGACUGGAGUCUGGAAAACAGUAUUUGAUUCGCUACAGAACAGUGAAUAGAAUGGGAGUGAGUGAAGCCAGUGAUACUGUCAGCAUUAUAUGUUCUUCAGCUCCUUUCUCGGCACAACCUGUGAUUGUGGGUGGGAGAGGAGGGGCUGACUUCACCUUUAUGUCUCCUUCCAGCAGCACUUUCAAGAUGAUCCGCUUUACUUACAACCAGGAGACACUGAGAACCAUCAAGGCAGUUUUCAACCAUGGCCAUGAGAUUGAAGUUGGCAAUGAACAUUUCUAUGACAUUCAGAGCAACAAAGGCUUUCUUGAGUGGCAUAUAAAGGUCGUGAAACGUAAAUCCAGAACCCCCUCUACAUCAGAGAGCAGAGUGGAGCUAAAAGGAGGUCCCACAUUAUCAAGAUCGAUUGAAACUAUAGAUGAUCAGCAAAUAGGAGAUGAAUGUAUGGAAGCUGUGUCUCUCCUCAACCACACAUCUGAUUGUGACAUAGUGUUCCAGAAGAUGAGAGAAACUUUCCACUACUGUCAGCAGAUUCUCCACGAACCGAAGCGCUCUGCUGAUGUACUACAAAUGUUUCCUUGUAUCUUGGACAUCAAAGGACUGACAACUGUGUACAAUAGCGAUAUAGGCACAACUGAGGAAACUCCAAAAGUCAAAGAGCUAAGAGCAAAGCUGUUGAACAAGCACUGUCUUGUUCAACCACAAUGUUAA
This is a messenger RNA of Labeo rohita (rohu), 2412 nucleotides long. RefSeq names its product stonustoxin subunit alpha. Bases 1 to 2412 code for a protein of 803 amino acids. The record is from RefSeq and is a predicted model, not a curated record. NCBI's taxonomy places the organism in Eukaryota, Metazoa, Chordata, Actinopteri, Cypriniformes, Cyprinidae. Gene Ontology annotation, molecular function: protein binding. The transcript is spliced from 6 exons.